Molecule: messenger RNA, 951 nt
Organism: Trematosphaeria pertusa
Lineage: Eukaryota; Fungi; Ascomycota; Dothideomycetes; Pleosporales; Trematosphaeriaceae
Exons: 5
Coding region: 1-951 (316 amino acids)
Source: RefSeq, a predicted model, not a curated record
AUGGACAAGUUCCAGGCUUUCGGCAAGAACAUCUCUGCCACUUUCACGCCGUUUGCUGCCCGAACGCAGCAGUAUGUCAAGGAGCAGCUUGGCCAAGCCGAUGAUAAGACCCAGCUCCCUCCCGACUACAUCGAGCUCGAGAAGCGAGUCGAUGCCCUGAAGAAGGUGCACUCUACUAUGCUGCAGGUCACCUCUCAGUACUCGAACGAAGCCUACGACUAUCCCGCCAACAUCCGCGAGUCCUUCAACGAUCUCGGCCGCACCGUCUCCGAGAAAGUCCACCUCCUGUCCUCCGCGACUUCGCCCGCCGAAGCCCAAGCCGCCCUCACCGCACCUCCCGCCGCGAAGCCGCAGCCCAAGACCUUCAGCCACGCCGUUGCCCGUGCCGCCCUGAACAGCUCGCACAUUCUGUCCGGUGAGCAUUCCGGUGCCGGCGAAGACCCGCUCGCGACCGCCCUCGAGAAGUUCGCUAUUGCCAGCGAGAAGGUCGGAGAGGCUAGGCUCGCACAAGAUGCCCAGAUCCAGAGCAGAUUUCUGGCGGGCUGGAGUACGACGCUGAACACGAAUAUUAUGUUUGCGACGCGGGCCCGCAAGGCGGUGGAGAACUCGCGGUUGAGCUUGGAUGCUACGAAGGCUAAUGCUAAGGGUGGUGCUUUCUCUCUGCCUGGCCAGGCCGGCCGGAAAGAUGGCAUGGAGGAGGAGAUUAGUGAGGAGGCGAGGGCUAAGAUUGAGCAGGCUGAGGAUGAGUUCGUGGGGCAGACGGAGGAGGCCGUUGGUGUCAUGAAGAAUGUCCUCGACACCCCCGAACCGCUCCGCAACCUCGCGGACCUCAUCGCUGCCCAGCUCGAGUACCACAAGAAGGCAUACGAGAUCCUCUCUGAACUGGCUCCCGUCGUCGACCAGCUGCAGGUCGAACAAGAGGUGCGUCGCCACGAGUCGUCUGAUUUCUGA